Messenger RNA from Cryptococcus wingfieldii CBS 7118, 756 nucleotides. Its product is annotated as short-chain dehydrogenase/reductase SDR. The record is from RefSeq and is a predicted model, not a curated record. The transcript has 8 exons. The coding region runs from base 1 to 756 and encodes 251 amino acids. NCBI's taxonomy places the organism in Eukaryota, Fungi, Basidiomycota, Tremellomycetes, Tremellales, Cryptococcaceae.
AUGUCUUCCAACCUCAAAGGCCAGAACGCUGUCGUCACUGGUGGUGGUAAGAACCUCGGUGCUCUCAUUGCCCAGACCCUCGCUUCCCAGGGCGUCAAUGUUGCCAUCCACUACAACUCUCCCAGCUCCAAGAAGGAGGCCGAUGCGACCCUCGAGAAGCUUAAGAAGACUGGCGUGAAGGCUGCUGCUCUUCAGGGCGACUUGACCACCGAAGCGGCCGUGGAAAAGUUCUUCAAAGACGCCACCUCUGCCCUCGGCGUCUCCAAGUUCAACAUUGCCAUCAACACCAUCGGCAAAGUCCUCAAAAAGCCUCUCCUCGAGACCAGCGAGAAAGAGUUUGACUCCAUGUUCCUCGUCAACUCCAAGAGCGCCUUCUUCUUCCUCAAGCAUGCCGGCAAGAAUGUGGAAGAUGGCGGUACUAUUCUUGGUAUUGUGACCAGCUUGCUGGGCGCGUUUGCGCCUGGUUACUCUACUUAUCAGGGGAGCAAGGCGGCAUUGGAGUGGUUUACCAAGAGUGCUUCCAAGGAGUUGCAGCCCCGAGGCAUUCGAGUUAACGCCAUCGCUCCCGGUCCCAUGGACACCCCCUUCUUCUACCCCGAGGAAGAGGACGCCGCCGUCGAGUUCCACAAGUCCCAGGCUCUUAACGGCCGCUUGACCAAGAUUGAGGAUAUCGCGCCUCUUGUCGACUUUUUGGUCAAGGACAAGUGGAUCACUGGGCAGAUCAUCUUCUCCAACGGUGGAUACACUACCCGUUGA